AUUAGUCUUCUAAAACUGAUUGUCGUCGAAGCGAAGGUGACCGCGACCCAAUCAUCCAAUUCGGGAGGAACCGCCAACAGUUGGGGGGCAAUUAAUCUUGCAGCUUAUUUUGUGUUGUGGAAUAUUGUACCGGCAAUAUGUGUGAACGCGGAACGGAGUGCUACAAGAAGUACCAGGAGUGGGAGAACAACGAGGAGAUUAAGCUGUUUCGGGAAUAUCUGCGCAUUCCUACGGUGCAUCCCGAUGUGAACUACGAUGAUUGCGUAGAGUUCCUACGGCGCCAGGCCGAAUCCCUGGAACUGCCGGUGCAGGUGGUCGAGGUGAACCCCGGGAAGCCGAUCGUCAUCAUCACCUGGGAGGGUACGGAUCCCACCGAAAAGUCCAUCAUCCUGAACUCGCACAUGGACGUGGUUCCUGUGUACCCAGAACUGUGGAGCCAUCCGCCGUUCGCGGCCGAUAUGGACUACCAGGGAAAGAUCUUCGCCCGCGGUGCACAGGACAUGAAGUGCGUGGGAAUGCAAUUUUUGGGCGCGAUCAGGGCCCUCAAGCGGGACGGGGUCCGUCUGAAGCGGACGAUUCACGCUACGUUCGUGCCCGAUGAGGAGAUCGGAGGAAAGCUCGGAAUGAAGGAGUUCGUCCAUAAGGAGGGCUUCCGCAAGCUGAACUGCGGAUUCGCGAUCGACGAGGGAAUCGCUGGGCCGGACGAGGAGUAUCCACUGUUCUACGGCGAAAGGAGUGUGUGGCAUGUUCUGUUCCACAUCUCCGGAACGCCGGGACACGGAUCGCUGCUGCUGAAGAACACGGCUGGUCAGAAGGCACGCUACAUUAUCGAUAAACUGAUGGAUAUGCGCGAACAGGAAGUCAAGAAGCUGGAGAACAACCCAGAAUUCACGAUCGGGGAUGUGACGACGAUCAACGUUACCAUGAUGACGGGUGGCGUCCAGAGUAACGUCGUUCCCCCGGAACUGAUGGUGUGCUUCGACAUCCGUCUCGCCGUCGACGUGAAGCAUUUGGAGUUCGAGAACCAGCUGCUGGACUGGUGCCGUGAAGCAGGAGGCGGCAUUGAGCUCGAGUACGAUCAGAAGUGUCCCUUCGUGAAGCCAACCACCCUGGACGGCUCGAAUCGGUAUUGGGUGGCCUUCAAGGAUGCCUUGGACGAGCUGGGCCUGAAGGUGAAACCACAGAUCUUCCCAGGGGGCACCGAUAGUCGGUAUAUUCGCGGCAUUGGAAUUCCUGCGAUCGGAUUUUCACCGAUGAACCACACCCCUGUGCUGCUGCAUGAUCACGAUGAGUUCCUUCAGGCCGACACCUAUCUGAAGGGCAUCGAGAUCUACAAGAAAAUUAUCGCUAAUGUAGCGAACGCCUAGGACGGGUGACAUAAAUAAAGCAGUUCAAACAUGUUA
Molecule: messenger RNA, 1403 nt
Organism: Aedes albopictus (Asian tiger mosquito)
Lineage: Eukaryota; Metazoa; Arthropoda; Insecta; Diptera; Culicidae
Product: aminoacylase-1B-like
Exons: 4
Coding region: 138-1367 (409 amino acids)
Biological process (GO): amino acid metabolic process
Cellular component (GO): cytoplasm
Molecular function (GO): aminoacylase activity
Source: RefSeq, a predicted model, not a curated record